Anopheles aquasalis is the source of this 2814-nucleotide messenger RNA. It is a transcript of the gene meng, whose product is annotated as serine/threonine-protein kinase meng-po. The record is from RefSeq and is a predicted model, not a curated record. Gene Ontology annotation, biological process: protein phosphorylation. NCBI's taxonomy places the organism in Eukaryota, Metazoa, Arthropoda, Insecta, Diptera, Culicidae. Gene Ontology annotation, molecular function: ATP binding; protein serine/threonine kinase activity.
GUAGGCCGUGAAAAACAUACGUAUUUAAGCUUCUUAGUGCUUACAUCGGAAGUAAAAAGUGCAGUGGUUUGAUAACGGAGAAAGUGACGGCGACGAGAGUGGAGCGAGCAAGAGAGAGAGAGAAGGGAAGGGCUUCCAAGCUCCGGCAGACUGAGAGAUACGUAAAUCGUCACCGCAGGCAACGGCGAGCUCAUUUCAGGAAUCGUCGCGACAACCUUUUAAGGCGGGCGAGCGAAGGAUAUAUUUUAUGCUUUGAUGAGAAAUAUACCAGCAACGGGCCCCACGAUGAAGCUAUCCGAGAGCAAAUCCGACACGUCGAUCAUCGCGACACUGUACAAAUCGAUCAACAACAGCUACCGGCGGCUGUCGAACACGAGCAACGUGCUGCACCGGAUCCCGGACAUGGAAAUCCCGUGCAUGGCGAUCGCGGACGAGUACGACAUCGAAAAGAUGAUCGCCGAGGGUUGCUUCGCAAAGAUCUUCCUGGCGCACCACCGGCCAACCGGUACGACCGUCGUGCUAAAAGCAAUCCACACCGAGCUGACGAGCUUGAAAGAGUUCAUCCGGGAGUUCCACUACAAUUACCAGCUCAGCCACCAUCCGAACAUUCUCAGCUGCUACCAGGUAAAGUUCCAGACGAAGGAGUACUACGUGUACGCCCAGGAGCACGCUCCGUUCGGGGAUCUGGCGGCGAACGUCGGUGCCAGUGGGCUACCGGAGAGUAGCUGCAAAAAGAUCGCCGAACAGCUCAGCUCUGCCCUCGGUUUCAUGCACCUGAAAUCGCUCGUCCACCGCGAUCUGAAGCUGGAGAACGUUCUCGUCUUUACGCCCGACUUUUCGCGCAUCAAACUGUGCGACUUUGGGACGACGACACGCGAGGGCGUGCUGGUGAGCCGGAACAACAAAACCUGGACCGCCUUCCUGUCGCCCGAGGUGCUCGAGAUCGUCAAGAACGAGCGGUUCAUCUGCAAGGCGUCGUCCGAUUCGUGGCAGUUCGGGAUCGUCCUGUUCGUCUGCCUUACCGGUGCGACACCGUGGAAGUCGGCCGAUUGGGUCCGCGACGCGAAGUACGCCGCCUUCAUGAAGUACCAGAAACGGGAGACGACCAAAAUUCCGGAAAACUUUCGGCGGUUUACGCCGCGGUUGUUGCGCGCCUUCCGCCGUAUCUUUGAUCAUCGCGAGGAGGAUCGGGCGAAGGUGACGGACAUUAUGAAGUACAUGAAGAACCGGUGGAUGGACGGGAAGAUCGCGGUAUCGAAGUCGGCCUCAAACAUUGCGAGCGUUGGGCAACACCAGGGCCAAGGGCCACACCAUCAGCAGCAACAGCAGCACACCAGCUCCGAUCAGGACUCGGUGAAGUACAUCAAUCAUCGCGAGAGCCGGAAUUCGUUCGAUGGUCGAUUGCGGGCACGGCGGAUGACGAGUGCCGGUGCGCUGACGCCUGACUCGGUACCGGGAAGUGUGAGCUUCGGUGGAAGUGGUACCACCGAUCAACAGGAAGCGAUACGGAGCAAGGUGUGGGAUUGGCUCGAGACGAACGAUCUUAGCUGCAGUGGUAGCGUCGAUGAUUUGACCUUCUGGAGCGACACCAAAACGUUGCAGCUCAAGAAACAACAGAUCCAGCAGCAGCAACAGCAACAGCAGCACCAGCAACUAAGGCGACAAAGCGUCGGUGGCCUUCAAAUUCAUCAUCAUCAUCAUCAGCAACUGCAGCAGCAGCAGCAGCAGCAGCAGCAUCAACAGGACUUGAUUACCUUCACCGAAAGCCACAGCCAUGGUACGAUGUCGACCAGCAUCGUGCGAGAAUCGCGGACCAUUACCAGCACCAGCAGUAGCAAUGCGAAAAUGUUCAAAUGAAAUCGUUUCCCUCAUCAAAAACCCUACAAACCUCAAUGGCCAACCUGAAGUAGUAGUAGCAGUAGCAGCAGCAACCGUUACAGAACACAAGCAACCAGAACAAUACGACACGCGGCACACAAAUACAGACUUCCGCACCCUGGUGUGAUCGGUGUCCGUCGGCGUACUAUAACCAGUAGAUAGAUAGUACAUGUGAUUAUAUUAAUUAUGUGUGUGAUCCGAGAUGGUGGCGUGGAAUAGAUUUAAAGCGAGAGAAUGAAAGAGAAAAGCAACAAAAACUUACCAUCGUAGCCAUGUAGCCAACAGCCACCCCAGCAGCUGCCCGGUGGAAGGCAAAGGUUUUUUUUUGUAGAAUCCUUUUAGCGUUUGAUCGGAGAUGAAGAUGAAGGAAAGCAAAGGGAUGGGAUGAGGAUAGUGGAAUUUUCCCCUAGGCUUAGUGUAGCGUCUAGCGUGUGGGAGUGGAGAACAAUAUUUUGUAAAUUGAAAAGUGCAAACAAUAGAUGAGAACCUGGCCGACGUGGUAAACACGUGGCGGGCAAAACCAAACAGGGAGGAAUUAUGGUAGAAAACUCGUUGUUUCGUGUAACGUUGAGGUGAUAACGGAGUGGCGGAGGGUAUUUAUAUGGAUCUAUACAUAUACAUCUAUACAUAUACAGCUAUACAGAGAUAUAUUACCGAUAUAUAUAUAUUUAGAAGUCCUAGUUCGAGUCUUAGACGGAAUAUGGAGGAAAAAUAGAAGGAAAGAGAGAGGCGAAGCGAGGGAGGAUGCUUCGCAAAUCCCUCAGCGUAUUCACACAUCUCGAGAGACUGUAGGAAGGAUUGAACGUAGCCGCAUUGUCGUGUGCGUUAGGAACCGACAAGCGAAACAAAGGAAUGAAACCGCAAAAUUGCUCAUCCCUGUAUUAUCUGUUUUCCAGCUGUAGGUGUUAUCUUGUUUUCUGUAUUAAGAGAGGGCGU